AUGGGCCUUGAUCCAAGUGAAUCAUUCAGACAACUUCGUCCCAUAUGCAUUAAGUUGUCGAAGGAGCCCUCUCCUCAAAACAUAAAGGAUCUCGAAUGCAAACUACGAACCGUAGAUGCCACUCAUCUAUCCCAGCUAGUGGAGUAUGUACUGUUUCCACUGAAACUUGCGCUACAGAGCCCUAAUGCUACAAAUGAAUUGCAAGAAACCGCUGUUGGAUGCAUGGAAACUCUGUUUACGCGCGCUUGUGUUUCCCAGCUGGGCACUUUUGAAGAGAUUUUUAGUUAUUUGUGUAUGCUUCUGAAUUCAAAAGACAGUGGUCUCGGUCAAGUUGCUGAUAUACCAGAAGAACUGAAACUCGCUAUCGUAAAUUGCCUGUCUUGUCUGAUCCAACACACUUCUCUGGUUGUUAAAGGUGCUUUCUUUUCACCACAUUAUUUACCUGUCCUUGGACACGCAGUCAGUAUUUUGCUUGCAUUAGCUGAGAAAGAGAAAGCUAAAAACUUAAAAUUAAGUGCUCUUGGUUGUCUGGUUAACCUUGCCUUCUGCAGUGAAACUAAGAGUGGUGAACAUUAAAUAUUUUAGAGCAAGAUGAAGAUAGAGAGGCAUUGGAAAAUGCAAUCAAGGAUUCAUUGUCACUUACCUUCACCUCCUUUAUUCCUGGAAUAUCGAUAGCUUUGUGUCGAGUCAUCACCGGGGACACCAAGCAAGGACAUGCAGUUAUCAUGCAAGCAGUUGAACUUAGGGGUGACAUUCUCUCUCUUGUGAUGAAUGACAAGUAUAAUUAUAAUAUGCCAGUUAAACCAGCAGAGAAUGAAGAUGUCAUCUCACAACUUUUUUCUUUCACAACUGAAUUGAACUCUGUUGGAGAACUAGCAAACGAAAACGCGAACAUUUCCGACUCAAACCCUGAAGAGCAAGAUAAAAUUCAGAGCUUGAAAGUUAACAGGACCGCUCAUUACGGAAUCGCGCCUGUAGAUACGCGUCGCUAGUAAAUGCAAAUUUUUCUGUCAAUCAAAUGUGUCCUAUUAUUUGUAGGUGGAAAUUGGUAAAACAUCGUUAUUGUUUUGGAGACAAUAGAAGAACAAAAGAUAACAGAAAGAUCAAGUUAUGCGGUCUUAAAGCGUGUUGCGUGACUUAAAUCAGUUGGAGCAUUUCUCCUAGCUUUCCCGCAUUAAAACGUUGGAAUGAAAAGUCUGAAGCUUAGCUUUUAAAAUCUUGAUAGCCAAAAUAAAAAGGGGUGCCCCAAAAGGCAAGCAUUUGGGAAUUCAAAAUCGAUAUUUUUGUCUCUAGCGAAAUCCGGCGGAUGAACAGUAAUUUGCAUAUAAGCGUAAGUGAAGCGAAAUAGAUACAAAUUACCGUGGUUGUAAACACAACGUUUCCUCGAAGUUUUUUUCCUUUUGAAAGCGCAAAUUCGCAUGAAAGAGCUCAGCUUGCACAAAAUAAUAUAAAAUGAAACGAAUCAAAUCGAAAAGUGGUUAAAAAAAGUCAGGAUAUUUCAAUUCGAUGGAAAGUAAGUGAUUGGGUAGGUGAUUUGCAUACUGAUAAAAAUAACGUCUAGCGCAGUUCAAAACCGUUCGGCUUCCUGAAUUGUUUUUCUGGAAUUCUAUACAUUCUGCUGGCCUAAAUCGUUAAAAUAUGUUAUGAAGUCAAAAUAUUUAUCAAGUUGAGCGUUUGCAUUUCCUUAUAAAACAGAGAGUAGCGCGAAAGCUUGGAUCUAUAGGUUUUCUUAAGUUAAAUUACCUUUGUAUCGUGGAAACAAUACCCUAACACUUGAGUCUUGAAUCAAAGAACGCGACAUGCGUCGGCUCCCUUUGUGAGCGCGCAAAUAGUCAUGGGACCCGCGAUUUUGCGGGCGACACGGAUCUACAGGCGCCGUUCCGUAAUGUGAUUGGUUUAGAGACACAGCAUCAAAGUUGAAAAUUGUCAUGGAAAGGAUGAAGAUCAUUUCCGUGCAUCCUAACUGGAAAGUGCGACUUUCACUCAUCAAGUUUUGUGACAAGCUGUUGACAAACUGUUUGGGGUCGUUACAAACCUGUCUCUCUACAAUGGUGGUUUACUAG
This is a messenger RNA of Porites evermanni, 2063 nucleotides long. NCBI's taxonomy places the organism in Eukaryota, Metazoa, Cnidaria, Anthozoa, Scleractinia, Poritidae. The record is from the annotation of a GenBank genome assembly.